AUGGGUAGAUGGAGAGCAGUCGCUGCUCUUCUCAUUCGUAAUCAAUAUUCUUCAAAGCCUUCUUCUUCUUUUUCCCCAUGUCUUUGGAAACGCCCGGAGAUUGGCUCCCAAGCUUCUCGCUUGCUUAAUUUCCGAUGCUUAUCAGCGUUUCCUUCUCCCAUUUCGAUAUACAACAACGACUCUGAUUCAGGGUCGGGUGAUGUUUAUCAAAGCUACGACUUUGGAACUAAGGAAGAGGAAGACAAGGGGAAGAUCCCUAUCAAAGCCUAUUUCCUCAGUACUAGUAUUGAUUUGAAGGGGAUGCAAGCUGACAACUUAUGCCAUGUUGUUCCUCCUACCUCCCGCUCUACCAACUCUAUCGCUCUCAGAUUUUCUGAUUCUUCUUCCGGAAUCCCUACGAUGGAUGAGAGGGAGAGUGUAAGCAGCUGCCGGUUCAUGGUUGUCUUUCAAUACGGUUCUGCUGUUCUUUUCAAUGUUGAUGACAAUGACGUUGAGUCCUAUCUCGACAUUGUUCGUAGGCAUGCUUCUGGCCUGCUUACAGAAAUGAGAAAAGAUGAUUAUGCUGUUAAGGAAAAGCCUUUGCUGACUGAGGAAAUGAGAGGUGGCCCUGACUACAUUGUUCUCAAGACUUUGGAUACUAAUAGCAUCCGUAUAAUUGGGAGUGUGCUCGGACAAAGUAUUGCGUUGGAUUACUUUGUUUCUCAGGUUGAUAAGUUGGUGGAAGAGUUUGCUGGUAUAAACCGGGCAAUGGAGAAAACCGGAACUUUCACAAUGCACAGGAAAAAGCUCUUCCAACUCGUAGGGAAGGCUAAUUCUAAUCUUGCUGAUGUGAUUCUCAGAGUUGGUUUGUUUGAUAGAUCCGAGAUUGCCUGGAGAGAGGCUAGAUAUGCGCUGAUAUAUGAGUACCUAAGAGAGGAAUACGAGGUUACUCAGAGAUUUGGGAAUCUAGACUUUAAGCUAAAGUUUGUAGAGCACAACAUUCAUUUCCUCCAAGAGGUGAUGCAGAACCGACGAUCAGAUCUAUUAGAAUGGUGCAUUAUCUUCUUACUGACCAUUGAAAACGUUUUAUCUAUUUACGAGAUCGUCCGAGAAUCCACAGGAGGUUCAGUCUAA
Eruca vesicaria subsp. sativa (arugula) is the source of this 1113-nucleotide messenger RNA. The record is from the annotation of a GenBank genome assembly. Lineage: Eukaryota; Viridiplantae; Streptophyta; Magnoliopsida; Brassicales; Brassicaceae.